Molecule: messenger RNA, 3550 nt
Organism: Lytechinus pictus (painted urchin)
Lineage: Eukaryota; Metazoa; Echinodermata; Echinoidea; Temnopleuroida; Toxopneustidae
Product: spermatogenesis-associated protein 4-like
Exons: 5
Coding region: 353-1177 (274 amino acids)
Biological process (GO): regulation of cytoskeleton organization
Cellular component (GO): axoneme
Molecular function (GO): microtubule binding
Source: RefSeq, a predicted model, not a curated record
GUCUCUUCCAACAAACACUAGCUGGCGCGCUUCAAAAAAAAAGUGAGCUAAUCCGCUCCCCCCCCCCCCUAUCCCCACCCCGACGUACCGUAGUCGACGGCAGCGUAGUCAUGUCAACAAAUUCAUUGAAGCUCAACACUGCACCGCGGCCAUCGCGGCGAUAUAACGAAGCAGCAGGUAACUCUGGUGGGCUAGAGCCCCGGUACGGUACUUGUGUAUGAUCUGACCUGCCGGCCAGCUUGCGCUGCGGCUCAUGCAUGCCACUUGUGUCGGGAUCGCGUCGUGAGUGGAUUGUUUCUUCACUGUCUUUCUUGAGUUUUAGAAUCAGAUUAAUACUUGUUAAAUUUACAAAAUGGCAACGAAACUACCGAGAGAUGUUUUGAAAUGGAUUCAAAGUCUGGAUCUCACAUCUCCUGUCAGAAACGUCAAAAAAGAUUUUUCAAAUGGCUACCUCGUCGCUGAGAUAUUUUCGUGGUACUUCCCCCAGGACAUCACUAUGCACUCUUACGACAACUGCAGCGGAAUUCAGGGCAAAUUGGGCAACUGGUCCUUGUUGCGUACUUUCUUCAAGAAGAAGAAUAUUGAUAUUCCAAAUCAGUUGAUCGAUGGGACUAUCCAUUCAAGACCUGAUGCUGCCGAGUUGCUCGUUCAAUAUCUGUAUACAAAGCUUACAAAUCGGAAGUUGAAGCGUCUAGCCUUAGACCGUGACAUCGACUUCACGGACCAUCACUACCAGCAGACCUUGCCGAUACAUGCCAGGAAUACUGCUGCAAUGGCAGUCAGAACAAAUCUCAAGAUCACGGAGUUUGAAACAGAACCAAACAUCAUCACCUGUCAACAGAAGGCUCAGGAUAUUAUUACGCGUCACAGUCAGCAUCGGCAAGAAGAUCGCUUAGAAGAUCCUGCACGAUUCAACAUCAAACCUACUAUUGGACAGAAGUGUGUGAGAAGACCCGUCCCCCAAACACCUCAUUCCACCCAGGCCAAGAACAGUCCACAGCGGGAAUACCUAAUCAAAGAAAACACUAAUCCUACCCCCGUGCAAACCGCCUCAUCACCCAGCGUUCACUUCAAGGAAAUCAAGGUCAGUCAACUUGAUCAUGUGACACAACAGGUGAUCCGACCCACCAGCAUGUCUCCAAGCAACGUCCUCCCUCCAAUCUCUGGAAAAUCAUAAUGGCACAUGGGGCUUAUUAAAGAACAUUUCAAUGCCUUGGAGCCGUCCAAUCACAAAAUCACGUGAAGUGUUUUCUGUUAUUGUUUUUGUUUUUUGCUGAUCCGUAUGUUCAGCUUUGGUAGCAGAGUGAGAUGGAAAAAAAGUUGAGUGCAUUUGAACAUUGGGCUUUGGUGGAAAAGAACAUUUCAAUGCUGUUGAGCUGUCCAAUUACAAAAUCACCUAAAGUGUAUUCGAUUUUUUUUUUUAAUAUACAUGUACGUCCAUUUCAGAUUAUGCAAUCCUCUUAGUUAGCUUUGGUAGCAGAAUGAGAUGGGAAAAAGUUGGGUUUAAAAAGUUGAAUACAAAAAGUAUAUAGUUCAAAAAGGAUUUCAAUGUCAGAGCUGACAUUUUAGUCAUUAUUAAAAAACUUUCAGGAAAUCCUUCUGUCCAGGUAGAGUUUGCAGCUAAUGGAACGGACAGAAAAUUUUCAGUCUACAUGUAGUUCAUGGUAGCCUGCGCUAAGCUCUGCGCCCAUGUGCAGUGUAUGUGUUACAGCAUGAUCGGCCAGACUCCAACAGGUAUUUGGUGGGAUUGUAGGUGCUUGUCAACUUGAAUCAUCGAAAAUGUCAUAUUAACUUAUUUGUUCUUGUGGUGCCAAGGUAAUUGGUUCAAAUAAGAGAUUUCUCACAUGUUUGACACUGUAAUGUAGAUGGUUUAUACAUUAAUGUAAAUAUCCUUGUAGAUGUAUUAUUUCAUUAAAUUGCUUGUUGUUAUAGUAACGCACAUGAUCGCUGUAUGCAAAUGCUUUGUGAAUUCAUUCCAUCACCAAACUUCCAUUUGUAAUAUUACAUGUUUAUUCUAUGAAAUAUAUAUUCCCUGCUUAGGAUCACAUCACAUGCACGUAUAUACGAAGUAAUAUUUAUCGAUUGAACUAAUUUUUUUAUCUCACUUUCAUUGAGGCACCUGGUAUUUUCUUAAUACUUAUUUCAUUAAAACCUGUCAAAAAUGUCAUUGCUAUCAGAGUUGGGGCAACUCCAUAGUGGCUGCAUAACUCAGAAUGACUAAAAUGUCAUCUUUUUUGAAAAGUUUAACUCAGAUCUGUUUUUCUUUUUUUUUCUGUUAAUUAUGUUACAUUUUCAUCUAUCUGCAAAGAAGUUUCUUUUUCCAUAUCAACAGAUUUCUGAUAAUAAAGUACUUAACAAAUUGAUAUAUUGUCCCUACCACUUGUCACUACAAAUUACUUACUAAUUGAGAUCUAUAUAGUCUCAGUGAUACAGUAUUACACAACUAGAUAGAUCCUAUUAUAUAUUUGCAUCAGAAUUCAUGAAUUUCAUGUGAAAAAGAAUCUAUUUUUAGGUGUCAUAUCAGCCAAAUAAUGAAUGUUUUUUUCAUUCGUGCAAUGGACAGAAUACUUCAUUUGGUGAAAGAUGAAAUGAAUGGUCCAUUCAACUCAGCUACGUCUCGUUGAAUGGAUUGUUUCAUCUUUCACCUCAUGAAGUAUUCUGUCCAUAGUGCACUCAUAAACAUUCAUUAUUUGUAUAUCAUUGAACAGCAAUUUCUUUCAAAUUCCACAAUUUUUUUAUCGCUUCUUCUUUCUCAUUUUCCUGCUUUUACAAAUACAUUUCCUUUUCAAGGUUGGAUUCCCAUUUAGAUUUACUAAAUGUUAUCUUGAUUAUGCAACUUAAUUACUUUUUUGCCCCAUCAAAAUGCGAUUGACUGAAGUUGAAUAAAUCUCUCUUUACAUUGAUACUAACUUUUGAAGAACAAACAGCUAAGAACACAAUAUCAAUGUGAAUUUCAGCUAAAAUUCAGCAUCCACUGCUUCUUAAUUGCAAAAAUAUUUGAUUUUUUGAAGGAACAGCAUAAUAUGCAGCUUCUUAAAUGUAUCCAAAUGUAAUAUAAGAAAGAAUAAAGUCAACAGAUGAUAAGGUACAAUUAAAUUGAUAUUCCUUUGGCAGUUGUGGUCUUGAGCACUGAAAACUGCCAUUGAUAUUAUUGCAACAUGUAGUUUAUAUCUGUAUUAUUGAUGUAGAUGAUACUGACAUUAACAAUAAUUCAUUACUAUAAUUUUGAAAAAGAACUAAAAUUGGAAUUUAUAGAAUUAAUAAUGUGGCUGAGGGUUUAUCUAUACGUAGUGUAAAGUUAUACAGUAUUUCUUUGACAUCGCCUUUAUAUACAUGUUAUGCAACAAUAGCUUCUAAUGUGUAUUGAAAUGUAUUUCAGGAAAUGAACUAAUUCAAGAGAUGACCUUGUGUUUGUAUAAUAUGUUAACAUUGCCUUUCAAGAAAGCAUGCAUGAUAAUAAUAAAUUGUAUUUGUCUGUACAAAUAAGUUCAAUAAAAUGUGUUUUUUACAGUACAGAAAUCUUCAUGUUAGAUUACAUGAAUAUAAUUAA